This is a messenger RNA of Symbiodinium necroappetens, 1398 nucleotides long. NCBI's taxonomy places the organism in Eukaryota, Dinophyceae, Suessiales, Symbiodiniaceae. The record is from the annotation of a GenBank genome assembly.
AUGCCUCCAGUAAUGACUUCGCAUCGGACUCAUUUGGUGAAGGCAGUGUUGGGCUUCGGGAUUUGGAGGAGAGCUUUGAGCAUCUGCUGGUUGACCGAGAAGGCUGCGGAAUCCGGAGACGAGGCUUACAGCGAGGAUGAGGCUACCAUAGACAAGACACCCAGCUCAGCGAGCUACAGCGCCAUGAAGCCGGCGUAUUUGAAAGAACGCCUUGCACGCCCUCCAGAGCCAACCGCACGCGGCUCUGCCACACACCAGCCACAGCCACCACCGAAAGGAAUCUUGAGGCGGCGCACGGGCGUUGCCCUGUCCCCGAGCAAGAGUGCAAAGAUCUGCUGGCUCUGGAGGCCUCGCAUGCUGACGGUGCAGUCGCUGGAUGAAGCCGAGAAGGUGGAGCUUUUCUGGUCGCAAACUGAUUUGAGCGAAGUCACUUGCGGUUGUUGUGGCGGUCGCUGCCGUGAGAGAGACGUGUCCGUGGCCCAGAAUCCCAAAGGCCAACGGGACCUCCUCUGCAGUGGGUGCGCAGAGGAGCAGCCGAGACACCUUGUCUCCACGAAGCCAGGCCGGGGCAGUGUGGGUUGGCUGAAAAUCUACCCGGAACCUGCACCGCUCUUCCAGGAGGAAGAGCAGGACAAUCAAGAGGAGGAAAAGGAGGACAAUCAACAGGAGGAAGAGGAGGACAAUCAAGAGGAGGAAGAGGAGGAGCAAGAGGAGAGGCAGGAAGACGAGGAGCAGGAGGAGGAGGUGGAGGAGGAGGAGGAUGGAAUGCCGAUGUCCGCACGCCUGUUGCAGGCUCUGGCGGAAUGCUCAAAACUUCCAAGGCCCUCAAUCUUGAGCGCUCAGCCUCAGCCUCUCAAUCGUACCUGCAGCCUCUUGAGGGUCUCUUUUGAAGGCAUUCGCAAAGUCGUGGAGGGAUCCGAGUCUGCGAGCCCAGAGCCGAAAGACGCACUCUUCUGGAACUCCGAGAGUCAGAGAUCCAUCCUUUGUGCUCGAUGUGGUGGCUUUCAAAGCAGGGCUGAAAGCUUCGUUGCCGAGUCAUGGCAUGGUGAAAUGGACAUGAUUUGCAAGGACUGUUCUAGCGACUGGCCUGGCCAUUUGCUCUCUUCGGUUCCUGGGGCUAUGUCUGCUGGCUCGCUAAAGCUUCAACCCUCGUUGUCGUGGGCAACCUUUGAUGAGUUUGCUGAGUACGAGAGCAGGAGGAAGCGAUCUCAGCUUGCACUCUGCGAUGCCCCCAAAAGCCUGGGACAUGAUGGCAAGAGCCCAGCUGCAGAAGGGAGUUGCAAUCCUUUCUCGAAGUUGGGGAAGGUGGACAUGGACAUCAGAGACGAAGACUCAACGACCGAACCAGUGAGUGACACCGAGACCGAAUCAGAGAGUGCGUCCAUCAUCGGCAGCUGA